Molecule: messenger RNA, 6890 nt
Organism: Chiroxiphia lanceolata (lance-tailed manakin)
Lineage: Eukaryota; Metazoa; Chordata; Aves; Passeriformes; Pipridae
Gene: PCDH9
Product: protocadherin 9
Exons: 5
Coding region: 798-4475 (1225 amino acids)
Biological process (GO): homophilic cell-cell adhesion
Cellular component (GO): plasma membrane
Molecular function (GO): calcium ion binding
Source: RefSeq, a predicted model, not a curated record
GGCUUAUUGAGAGUUAUAUCAAGAAUUUCAGUUCAGAGAGAGAGACUGAGAGAGAGAGAGAGAGAGAGAGAGAAGGAGAAGGAGAGAGCGUCUGUGAAGGAGAGAGGCUGGGAGGGAGGGAAGAAGGGAGGGAAGAGGGAAAGCGCCGCCGCUUCCUCCCAUCACUAAAGCAAUAACCUAUUAGGAUUUUUUAUUUUUUUUUUAAUGGGCAACUGUCACCCCAGAGCUAAAGAGAGAGAAGAGAAGCACCUUCAGACCAACUCUUGCCAUUUCCAGUCAGAAGUUGCAGACUUCAUGUAGCUGCCUCUCCUCUGCCGAGAGAGGGAUAGGAAUGGUGUGCAGUGCAGAGCGGAAAAUACCCCCCCUUUAAGAAGUGCAGCGGAUUUUUGUCUUGCUGUUUGUUUGGGUUGUUGCGUGCACGUUAGACACCCAAAGGAUCGCCGCUUCAUAGGAAUGAAACGUGGAGAGGAUGACUAACGACAGAACUGUGUAUUUGUUCCCUGGAGUUGCUAAUUUGCCACCCCGAAGCAACACAUAUCUCGAGGACGAAGCGUUUGGCUGCUGCUGAUUUCUCCAAAACUGGUGGUUUACCAGAUGCGUUGUGCUGUAUCUGCUGGAACAGAUCAUUGCUUAGCUGCAGAUCGUCAAAGAUAGACAACUAACCGAUGUCUCCAAAUAAGAAAUGAGAUGUAAUGCAUCCUGCAGUCCAUGCAUGCCUCCUCUUGCAAAUCACUCGUCAUUCCACUCUGGAAACCUUUAAGUCCUAAAAUCCGUGAAAAGAGAAUAAAAGCAUUAUCAUGGACCUGAGGGAUUUUUACCUGUUGGCUGCUCUGAUUGCCUGUUUAAGGCUGGAUUCUGCUCUAGCUCAAGAACUUAUUUACACUAUUAGAGAGGAGCUGCCUGAAAACGUACCCAUAGGGAACAUACCAAAGGACCUGAACAUUUCUCAUAUCAAUGCUGCCACAGGGACCAGUGCCAGCCUUGUCUACAGACUGGUGUCUAAAGCGGGGGAUGCGCCGCUGGUCAAAGUGUCCAGUAACACGGGGGAAAUUUUUACAACAUCUAACAGAAUAGACAGAGAAAAACUCUGUGCUGGAGCUUCCUAUGCAGAAGAAAAUGAGUGUUUCUUUGAACUUGAAGUGGUGAUUCUCCCUAAUGACUUCUUUAGGCUGAUCAAAAUAAAAAUCAUUGUAAAGGAUACUAAUGACAAUGCACCUAUGUUUCCAUCCCCCGUCAUCAAUAUCUCCAUCCCAGAAAACACUCUGAUCAACAGUCGUUUUCCAAUCCCAUCAGCAACAGAUCCUGACACAGGUUUCAACGGUGUGCAGCACUAUGAGUUGUUAAACGGGCAGAGUGUCUUUGGACUGGAUAUUGUAGAAACUCCAGAAGGAGAGAAAUGGCCUCAGCUGAUUGUGCAGCAGAACUUGGACAGAGAGCAAAAGGACACCUACGUGAUGAAAAUCAAAGUAGAGGACGGAGGUACCCCCCAGAAAUCCAGCACAGCUAUCCUGCAAGUCACAGUAAGUGAUGUCAAUGAUAACAGGCCAGUCUUUAAAGAGAGUCAAGUAGAGGUCCAUAUACCAGAGAAUGCCCCUGUAGGCACUUCUGUAAUUCAGCUUCAUGCUACAGAUGCUGAUAUAGGAAGCAAUGCAGAAAUCAGAUAUAUUUUUGGUGCCCAAGUCGCCCCUGCAACCAAAAGAUUUUUUGCUUUAAACAACACCACAGGGCUGAUUACAGUUCAGAGGUCCUUAGAUCGAGAAGAGACUGCUAUUCACAAAGUGACAGUGCUGGCUAGUGAUGGUAGCUCUACACCAGCCCGAGCAACUGUCACCAUCAAUGUCACUGAUGUAAAUGAUAACCCUCCUAACAUAGACCUCAGGUACAUAAUAAGUCCCAUCAAUGGCACAGUGUACUUAUCUGAGAAAGAUCCCAUCAAUACAAAGAUUGCCCUAAUUACAGUUUCAGAUAAGGAUACUGAUGUGAAUGGCAAAGUGAUCUGUUUCAUUGAGAGAGAGGUCCCCUUCCACCUGAAAGCGGUUUACGACAACCAGUACUUGUUAGAGACCUCUUCUUUGUUGGACUAUGAGGGCACCAAAGAAUUCAGCUUUAAAAUUGUGGCUUCUGAUUCUGGCAAGCCCAGUUUGAACCAGACUGCCCUGGUAAGAGUUAAGCUGGAGGAUGAAAAUGACAACCCUCCGAUUUUCAGCCAGCCUGUAAUUGAGCUGUCAGUUUCUGAAAACAACCGGCGUGGUCUAUACUUAACAACUAUUAGUGCCACAGAUGAAGACAGUGGGAAAAAUGCAGACAUUGUUUAUCAGCUUGGUCCUAAUGCCUCCUUUUUUGAUCUGGAUCGAAAGACAGGAGUUUUGACAGCCUCCAGAGUUUUUGACAGAGAAGAGCAGGAGCGUUUCAUUUUCACUGUUACAGCCCGAGACAACGGCACCCCUCCUUUGCAGAGUCAAGCGGCUGUAAUUGUUACCGUGUUGGAUGAAAAUGACAACAGUCCCAAAUUUACUCAUAAUCAUUUCCAGUUUUUUGUAUCAGAGAACUUGCCAAAGUAUAGCACAGUGGGGGUGAUCACAGUGACUGAUGCGGAUGCUGGGGAAAAUAAAGCAGUGACCCUUUCCAUCCUGAAUGACAAUGAAAACUUUGUGCUGGAUCCGUAUUCUGGAGUUAUAAAGUCCAAUGUUUCCUUUGAUCGAGAACAGCAGAGCUCUUACACCUUUGAUGUUAAAGCAGUGGAUGGAGGGCAACCUCCUCGCUCUUCUACAGCGAAAGUAACCAUAAAUGUGAUGGAUGUUAACGAUAACAGCCCCGUUGUCAUCUACCCACCUUCUAAUACUUCUUUUAAGCUAGUGCCACUCUCAGCAAUUCCAGGAUCGGUGGUAGCUGAAGUCUUUGCUGUGGAUAUAGAUACUGGCAUGAAUGCUGAGCUGAAGUACACAAUUGUAAGCGGCAAUAACAAGGGUUUGUUUCGGAUUGAUCCAGUGACAGGUAAUAUCACUCUGGAAGAAAAACCAACUCCUAAUGAUGUGGGGCUGCAUCGCCUAGUUGUCAACAUAAGUGAUUUGGGUUAUCCCAAAUCCCUGCAUACUCUUGUGCUUGUAUUUUUGUAUGUAAAUGAUACUGCUGGAAACGCCUCUUAUAUUUAUGACUUGAUACGCAGGACUAUGGAAACCCCUCUGGAUCGGAACAUAGGGGACAGCAGCCAACCCUACCAAAAUGAGGACUAUCUCACGAUCAUGAUUGCUAUUGUAGCAGGUGCCAUGGUUGUCAUAGUGGUGAUAUUUGUCACAGUUCUUGUUCGAUGUCGACACGCAUCCAGAUUCAAAGCUGCCCAGAGGAGCAAGCAAGGUGCUGAGUGGAUGUCUCCCAAUCAGGAGAACAAGCAAAACAAGAAAAAGAAAAGGAAGAAAAGGAAAUCUCCAAAGAGCUCUCUUUUGAACUUUGUGACAAUUGAAGAGUCCAAACCUGAUGAUGCAGUUCAUGAACCUAUCAACGGGACAAUAAGCCUUCCAGCAGAGCUGGAGGAGCAAAGUAUAGGAAGAUUUGAUUGGGGCACAGCACCACCAACAACCUUUAAGCCUAACAGUCCUGAUCUUGCCAAGCAUUACAAAUCUGCCUCUCCGCAGUCUGCUUUUCAUCUCAAACCUGACACUCCAGUUUCAGUGAAAAAGCACCAUGUGAUUCAGGAACUCCCGUUGGACAACACCUUUGUUGGUGGUUGUGACACCCUUUCCAAACGCUCUUCCACUAGUUCAGAUCACUUCAGUGCCUCAGAGUGCAGUUCCCAAGGAGGCUUCAAGACAAAGGGCCCCUUACACACCAGACAGGCACUGAAUUUUGGAGAUAUGCCGAAGUACUUGUGGGAGAUUUGGGUACCUGACAAACCAUGGGUGUCCCAGCGCCGUGUUACAUUUCACCUCCCUGAUGGCUCCCAGGAAAGCUGCAGUGACAGUGGUCUGGGAGACCACGAGCCAGUGGGUGGUGGAACCCUGAUCUCACACCCUCUCCCUCUGGUUCAGCCGCAGGACGAAUUCUACGACCAGGCUUCACCAGACAAGAGGACUGAAGCUGAUGGCAAUUCUGACCCCAACUCGGAUGGGCCUCUUGGACCACGAGGAUUAGCUGAAGCUACAGAGAUGUGUACUCAAGAAUGCCUGGUUUUGGGUCACUCAGACAACUGUUGGAUGCCUCCUAGCUUGGGCCCAUACCAACAGCCAAAGUCUCCUCUCUCCACCUUUGGACCUCAGAAAGAAUGGGUUAAGAAGGACAAACUAGUUAAUGGACACACAUUGACCAGGACCUGGAAAGAAGAUAGCAACAGAAAUCAGUUCAGUGACCGAAAGCAGUAUGGUUCCAGUGAGGGCCAUUUCAACACUGGCAACCACAUGACUGACAUUCCUCUGGCCAACUUGAAGUCUUAUAAACAGGCCUCAGGAGCUGUGGAGAGUCCAAAGGAACACCAGCUAUAAGAAAUUAUUACUUUGGACCCAUGACUUUAGCCUACUUAGACUUGCUAAUACUAUGUGUGUGUCAGAGCUUUAUGUACUGGAUAGACCUCUAGAACUAUGCUUCACCUAGCAGAGAUAUGCAUAUCUUUAUGUUAGCGUUGUGGAAGGUAUGAUGUCCUGCAACAUGAAAGAGUGUUUCUACUAGUUGUGUGGUUUUGUUAAAUAGACAUGAUUAAAAUCUGCAGAGACCUCUCCAGUUUGCAAAUAUUCUUUUUUUGUUUUUUUUUUUGGUUUUGACCCUGGACUGCUGCUAUGAACAACAGAAGAUGCAUUUGGAGAGUGAGAGAGCAUGAAAGUUCAGUGGAUUGCAAAGAUUGAAAAGCAUAUCCAGUUCGAAAAUUGUACUUUUGUUGUCAUUGAUCUAUGCUGGGACCUUUAUACUUGAGAUCAUAUUGCAAACAAUUGAAGCUAAACAUUAAACCUAUUGUGCUAUUAACAAUGUUAGUGGACACUUAUAAGUCAAUCAGCGUUCAAAUACUUGUAAAUAGAAACAAUUAUUACUUACAACUUUUGUGUACUUAUAAUGUUCACUUGAAAAGAUACUGUAGCAUAUUUCUGUGUUUCACAGUUGCUUUUUAAUUUCUUUCAUUGGCUUUCUAUUGUUUUGCUUUUAUUUUCAGUGAUGGUGUUUCUGUGUUAGUAGUCUGUCUGACACACAAUGUUCCAAGGAACUCAAACCACUUGUGUUAAAAGUGAUGGGGUGGGAAGAAAGGUUGGUUGCAGAAAGGGAAAAAGAAAAAUUUCUUUCUAUGUAGUAGCAAAUCAUGCCAGCAUUCAGGUAGAAUUUCUUCUUUUAUUUUUAUUAUUUUAUUUUAUUUUAUUUUAUUUUAUAUUAAGAAGUGAAAGAACUUGUGUAAGGGCUUAAAAUCUUAGCAGUUUUUUGUUUCAUUUCCAUUAUGUUUCAUAAAACAGGGAAAUUGCAAAACAAAAGAAUAUUUAAAUGUGUGGUGGCAGGUGAGGGGGAAAGCUAUUCAUUUGGGAUCCUAGAUCAAAUUAGCUGUAGUCUGUCAUUUAAUGAGUGGUAGCUGAUGUUGAUCCCAGCUGAAAUACAUGGAGGAAAUUCUACAGGAGCAAAAUACAGUAAUAAUGUUUUUCCAAUUGGGCAGGUGUGUGUCUAUACCUAAGACAGUAUGUAUUGCUGAAACAGCAGCAUUUGUGUUGAUCUUCAUCUGCGUUAACGUUGUAGUAACACAAGUGUUUUUAGACCAUAGCCACAGAAUAUUUAAUGUGUUGUGCCUUCAUGAUGUAACAGAGCAUUCUCCUGGUAGGCUAGUUGGGGGAAACUAAAGGGUUAAAUCUCUAAUUAUUGCUGUUUAACUGUUUGUUAUCAUAGUUGGUCAAUGCCUGGCAGGUACCAGUAUCACGUCACCUCAGUCAAACGAGUAGAGUGACUCCUAAUGUUAGUGAGAUCUAAGUUGCACGCAAAGCAAAUCCAAAUCCAAACAUUUUUAGAUGGUUUUUUUUAAGGCAUGAAAGAUGAUUUACACAAAUAAAUAGCAUGCAAAACAAAAAAAGUCCAUACAGAAAAAAAUCAAAAGUUACUUAUGCCACAGUGAAACAUCAGUCUUAAAGUAACAAAUUUAGCUAAUCUGAAGGUGAUUUUAUUCUUACUGAAAACACAAGCUUUUCUUUUCUUUCUUUAUUCUUUUGUAUAUAGCAGUUUACUUUUUUUCCCUCCACAGUAUAAAAGGCUUAAAAUGGGCUAGGGGUGCAUUGCUUAUGGCAGUACUUAUGUCAGUUUGUGAGGGGUGUUUGAUGACUUUGACAGAAUAAAUAUCUAACCAGUUAUCCUUGUUACUGCUUUGCCAGUUCAACAUUAUUUAGUUAUUCAGCUUUUGCAAUAAAUGUUCUGAAUUCCUGAUUGUGUUGUGUUAGUUCUUGGGCAGAUGCCUUAGGGACUUUAUUCCCAUUAAUUUCUCUUCCUUUCUGUUAUUGUUGGUUGGUUUGUUUCUUUGCUUCGUUCUGAAUUUCCAGUUAUUUUUCUAAGCAUGUCAUGGUCCAUUUGGUUCAUAUAGAUAUGUAUAAGACUGGAAUAUGCAACAAAUGAUAAAUCCUGAAGGCUGUAUUCUGUCAUUCCUAUGCAAGUAGGAACUUAUUCAAAAUGAGUUAUUUGAAUUGGAUAAAGUGUUACUUAGCACAAAAGUGACAGGAUCUAGCCCAGAUUUGUCAGACAUAUGUAGGCACAUGUAAUAAGCAUCCUUGCAUGAGUCUUUGUACAAGUAUGGGGGUAGCAUAUAGGAAAGUCAGCACACCUUAGUCCUUUUUUUGAGAGUAGAAUAAAGUCAUAUCAAAAUACAGUAAAUUCUUUUCCGUAAGGAAAAUUUGUGUGGUUAUAUAACCAUUUUUGUUGCAGCACAGUUAAAAAAAAAAAAAAAA